Molecule: messenger RNA, 2415 nt
Organism: Haemonchus placei
Lineage: Eukaryota; Metazoa; Nematoda; Chromadorea; Rhabditida; Trichostrongylidae
Source: the annotation of a GenBank genome assembly
AUGCAUUUAUUUAUCGCGACACAUAAGGCCACAAAUGAUAUUCUUACCGAAAAUCUUCGAUUUGAACAGCCUUCAAGAGCCUUCAAGAGGCUGAAGGAAUGUAAUGAUCCGUUAAAUGGUCUCCAGAUUCUGUCCUAUCUGAGGCUGUCCGUCUAUCUGUUUACGAGGGAAGCUGAAGUCAAGUUAGAAGCCGCAUUUGGUCGUACCGCUGUUGGACCAAAUUCAUUAGUGGUCAAUGAACGAUCUCGUCGGAUAGCUUACUUGGCCGGAGCCUCGGUCGUGUUGACGUCACUAGACGGUACUAGAACAUCUGGUGAAGGUCAUUUAGUUGGAGCUGCUCGACAUCCCUUUACCUGCCUUGCGUUCAGCUCCUGUGGACGGUAUAUUGCUACCGGCGAGUCUGGUCAUCAACCUCACGUUCGAGUAUGGGAGCUCCGAGACGACGUGGGAAAUUUCACCGGGCAGGCUAUUCGAAAUUUUCCCUUUCACUCAAACUCAAUAGUUGCUGUUCGGUUCGUCCCUGGGACAAAUUUGCUCAUAUCCGUUGGUUGCCAGCAUGAUGCCACAAUAUGUGUUUGGGACUGGCGGAGCGGAUCGAAGCUAGCCACAGGAAAAGUCACAGCUGUUGUAAAUGCUAUUGCCAUUUCUCCCGACAACAUGAUGUGUGUAACUGUGGGCUCGAAGCAUGUUAAAUAUUGGCAUCUUCCUGCUGGUGAUUCUCAGCACGGUGCUGGGCUACAGUCACGCUCUGCGAUUCUUGCCGACCGACGAAGUUCGAUAUUCGUGGACGUUGUCUUUUUAGAUGCAAAUCGAGUUCUGUCAGUUACAGAAGAUGGAGCGCUAGUGGAGUUUCUCAACAAAAAGUACGUGAAGACGUACCGAUUUGACGAUCCAAAUUUACCGCUGUGUCUAUCGGUCACCAGGGAUGCAGUUGUGCUUGGUUGCACAAAUGGUGUGAUCCGUCUUUACGAAAAAGAUGACUUGAGAAUGCGAUGUCGAUUACCUCAUCCAUCCUUUAUCGGAAUGGAUCCGGCUGUCGCAAGUACAGCCGAAUUCCUCGAAGUUCAUCCAGACGGCGUAAGUUAUCCUGACGUCCGAGCGUUAUGUGCAACAUCAUCUGCUCCUGAAUCGUUUAUUGCCGCCUACUCGGAUCGUUCAAUGUUUGUCUUUGAACGAGGCGAUGCCCCAGAUCAGUGGAAAAAGUUAUCGAGCUCUCUGGCACAUGUUGGAGCGGUAACCCUUGUCAAGCGCUAUCCGUCACAGUUCCCUUACCUGCCAAGUGGAUCGUUUAUAACUGCUGGCGUAGAUGGUACGGUACGGAUAUGGAGUAUGGAGAGGAAAAAGGAUAAGACUUGUUCCAUGCCGAGUACCAAUCUAUUGUCUCCAACGCUGAAGAAGAUCAUACACGUUGAAGACGACAUCACUUCACUCGUGGAGCCUCGAGGAGAUGUUGGCCUUGUGCCAAGUGAAAGAGUGGAAACUACAACUGGAAUUCGUUGUUUGACUGUGUCUCCAGACGGGAAACAUCUCGUAGCAGGAACAAAAAGCGGAAACCUCCACAUAAUUGAUCUGAGUGAUCCUGAAAUGAAUGUGGUGGAAGUGAUUCCUGCACAUGAGCUCGACGUGCAGUGUGUAGAAUAUUCGGACAACUCACGAGGAGCUCCAUAUUUGUUUGCGUCCGGUGGUCGAGAUCGUUUGGUUCACCUGUUUCGACCAUUAGAGUCAAAUUACGAGCAAUGUUAUGUGAUUGAUGAUCAUCAGAGCGCCUUGAAUGCAGUUUGUUUUGCACAGAAUCACAACAGCGACCUCUACCUUUUCACAUGCGGUUCAGACAGAACGAUCAUCAUAUGGCGAUUAGUAGUUUUCACUCAGGACACCAUACAGUUCGUUCGUGAAAAUUUGAUCUCUGCCCAAAUAGGAAUAUGUGACUUGCUGGUCCCAGCGAGCGGUGGAACAAUAUUGGCAUCGUGUCAAGAUCGCCAACUCCGUUCUUAUUCGUUUUCUGGGAAGCUGCUGACUACCGUCAAAGGCACUGGCGGUGAAGCUGAUUUACAGCAAGGGUCUCUGGGAAAGUUCUGCCUCGACCCGUCGUGCACCUACGCGGCUAGCGUCUGUUCAGAUCGCCAUGUCUAUGUGGUUGAAGUUCGUACUGGAAAGUGCGUUGCGGCGGUGACAGGCAUCGGUGAAUCGGCUACCGACGUUGAGUUCUCCGAAGAUUGCAGGAGACUGUACGUGACAGCCAGUAAUGGCUGUAUCUUUGUUUGGAGGUUGUCGGAUACGUUGGUGAACCGUAUGCAAACGGCAAAAGCGGCACUUGACACUCUGAUUUCAAGUCAACACGCCUAUAAAUUAAUCGAAAUGUUAAUCUUUUGUCCCCAUCUACAAGUAUCGUUUCCAUUCUUUGCCGCUGAGUAA